Molecule: messenger RNA, 2029 nt
Organism: Scleropages formosus (Asian bonytongue)
Lineage: Eukaryota; Metazoa; Chordata; Actinopteri; Osteoglossiformes; Osteoglossidae
Gene: tmem43
Product: transmembrane protein 43
Exons: 12
Coding region: 336-1559 (407 amino acids)
Biological process (GO): nuclear membrane organization; lipid metabolic process
Cellular component (GO): nuclear inner membrane
Source: RefSeq, a predicted model, not a curated record
ACGUCCCUCGUGGGGGGGGCAAAAGCACCGCCCAGCGCUUCGACGUCCAACGUUCAUAGUGACUACAUUUCCCAGAACACCCUGCGCUCCCCCGGAAGAGGGUUCGCCCAAUGAACUGGCGCUACAAGUCAAACUCGAACACCAGAAACAGGCGUUUCUAACUUUCUUGAGUUCUUGGGUCGUGUCACAUCCGAGAACUGGUUCGAGUCGUGAUCUGGGCUGGACAGAAAGUCCUCCUGCGUACACUUUUCUCUUUUAAACUUCAUUACUUAAAAAGAUCCGGGAAUUUUCACUACAGGUUAUUAAAACUCGACAUUUUUGAGCAGCAGGAGGAGAUGGCGGCGACUACAACUUUCGGGCCGCGGCGCGAGGAGCGGCACGCGCAUUCAGAGAACCGCGCGACACCCGGCUUUCUCGAGCGCCUGAGCGAGACGGUGGGCGGGGCUCUGCUGGGGGUCGGGCUCCUCGCUGUGUCCUUCUACGUGCUGUUUACCAACGAGGGCAGGGCUCAGCGCACAGCUGCCUCUCUGGAUGAGGCUCUUUCCCAGGUGGUCCUUCUGCAUCCUCCAUUUGUGCCAGAGCUGCAAACCAACAACCAGCUGGUGCACCUGUCGGCCCCGCUGCGCACCACCCAGCCGCUCUUCGACCCAAACUACCAGGUUGCCGUAGCGGCGGUGAAGCUGAGGCGUGAGGUGGAAAUGUACCAGUGGGUCGAGUACCAGGACAGCAGAGACUACCAGGAGGAUGGAGAGACCAGGAGCGAGACGACGUACACCUACAACACAGAGUGGAGGUCAGAGGUGAUCAACAGCCGCAAUUUUGACAAGGAGAUCGGUCACUUGAACCCCAGUGCCAUGGCUGUGGAGAGUGUGACCGUGGUCGCUCCGGAAGUCUGGGUUGGAGGAUUCUCUCUGUCCAAAGGACUGCUGGAGAAAAUCAACAACUUCCAGAGGUUGAGUUUAGGGUCUUUUCCUGCUGCUGCGUCAGAUCCCUUCCUCACAGUACAUGAAGACUACUUCUACCAUGCGACGAACCCUCGCCGGCCUGAGGUGGGGGAUGUCAGAGUGAGCUUCUCUUAUGCUGGACUCAGUGGAGAGGGCUCGUACCCAGGACCUGCCCAGGUGGUCACUGUGGUGGCCAUGCAGAGGGACAACCAGCUAGUGUCCUUUAGAAGCACAUCUGGGGAGCAAAUAGAAAUUCUCUACUUGGAGGAGCUUUCAGCUCAGGAGGUGUUUGAGAAAGAACACCGGAUGAACUCCAUGAAGACCUGGGCUCUUCGGGCUGCUGGUUGGGCUCUUAUGUUCCUGGGCAUUAGUCUGGCAACCCGCAUUGUCUACACGCUAGUGGACUGGCUGCCUGUCGUGAGAGACGUCGUCAACGUGGGGCUCAAGCUCUUUGCUCUCUGUGUCUCCUCCUCCCUCGCACUUCUCACCAUUGCUGCUGGAUGGAUUUUCUACCGCCCCCUGGUGGCCGGAGCCCUUGGGGCGUUGGCCCUGGUGCCCUUCCUCGUCACCCGCUCCCGCUCCCGCUCCCACAGCCCACCCAAGAAGCACGAGUGACGGUGACCUCACAGCAUCGGCCCCUCCCUGUCUUUUUUCAUUGCACGGCAGGUGGAGAGCGCCACCUGCAGGUGGACAUGGGCUCAGUCGCUGCAUGUAGUGUGUGUGACUGAGGACUGUUUGUGGUGUGGUGACCUUUGACCCCAGAGCAUUCUCACAGCUUAACAGCAGUGUGUUCUGAGAGUCAAUCCACUCCACUUUACACGGUGCGUGUGUGUGUUUCUGCGUUACUCCAGAGUCGGACGCAGGUGGGACUCCUCUGCUUUUAGUGUUUUGUGCAAAGGACAAUUGACUUUUCAUCACUGGAACUUUCUGAUAAAAAUAAAAGAACACAAUACACUGUUUACAGCAUGAGCUGCAAGACCAACCGGUUCUUUUCUCUCAAUGAACAUCUGAAAGUAUGUGUCUGUGAGCUCCAUUCCACACCGUUGUGUUAUUUCACAGUAUAAAAAGCCCACACGCACGCAGAG